UCGGGUACCCAAGGAGGAUUUAAAAAUAAGCAUAUUAUAAUCAAUUAAAUUUGUGUUAAAAGUUCAUCAAUAAUUAAUAAAGCCUGAUAACAGGCUAAUUUUAGAUUAUUACAUUAUUAAAUUUGAUUACACUACUAUAGCACAGCCUUUACAUGAAUAUGUUACUAUUAUCAAGUUUUCUAUUUCUCUUCUGGGUCUACAAAACAUAUGGGGCAUUCCCUAAUUUUUAUGCCCCUAUACCUUCUGAAAACCCUAAUUCUGAUCCAGGACAACCUCUAAUUUUAACUCCACUCUUAGAACAAAAUAAGAUCAAAGAAGCCCAAACUGCCUCAGAGGUGGUUUUUAAUGGUUUCAAAAAACAACAAAGUUUUGCAGGUUAUUUCACUGUAGACAAAAAAUAUGACUCGAAUAUGUUUUUCUGGUAUUUUCCUGCCCAAAGUGAUCCCACGAAUGCACCAGUAGUUCUAUGGUUACAAGGCGGACCUGGUGCUACUAGUUUAAUAGGGCUUUUCGCUGAGAAUGGCCCAUUUUCUGUUAAAAGCAAGCAUGGUUUGAAACUAAGAAAAUAUUCUUGGACUAAUAAUCAUAAUGUUAUUUAUAUUGAUAACCCUGUUGGAACAGGAUAUAGUUUCACCAAUGGAGGAUAUGCUCAAAAUGAAACUAAAGUCGGUGAAGAUUUAUAUGAAGCUUUAGUCCAAUUUUUUACAUUAUUUCCUGAUUUACAAAAAAAUAACUUUUUUGUUUCUGGAGAAUCAUAUGCUGGAAAAUAUGUCCCCGCUAUUUCAUAUACAAUCCACCAAAAAAAUCCUAGUGCAAAACUGAAAAUCAACUUGCAAGGUUUAACUAUUGGAAAUGGUCUCAGUGAUCCAGAACAUCAAUUGAAAUAUGGAGCCUAUUUGUACCAAUUAGGACUUAUUGAUGCUAAUGCAAUGAAAAUUGUCCAGGACUAUGAAUCACAAGGCGUCAAGUACAUUCAAAACAAAGAAUUUGAGAAGGCUUUUGAAAUUUUUGACACCUUAUUGAAUGGGGACUUGAAUAACCAUACAUCUUUCUUUAAAAAUGUUACAGGAUUUGAAAAUUAUUUUAAUUAUUUGUAUAAUGUGGACCCGCUAAAUUCUGAACUACUAUUUAUGGGAAAAUAUAUCCAAAGAGAGGAUAUAAGGGCAGCUAUUCAUGUAGGAAAUGUUACGUUCAAUGACAUUACUAAUGUUGUUGAAGAAAAUUUGAAAAAUGACGUUAUGCAGAGUGUAGCGCCUUGGAUUUCUGAACUAUUGAAUAACUACCGAGUAUUAAUUUACAAUGGACAAUUGGAUAUUAUUGUGGCAUAUCCACUCACUGAAAAUUAUUUAAGUAAUUUGAAAUUUUCUGGUGCUGAACAAUAUGUGACCGCUCCAAGAUAUCAAUGGCAUGUCGAUGACGAAUUGGCGGGCUUUGUAAGGCAGGCUGGAAAUCUGACAGAAAUUUUAGUAAGAAAUGCUGGGCAUAUGGUUCCUACUGAUCAGCCCAAGUGGGCAUUGGACUUGAUAUCGAGGUUUACUAGUAAUAAACCUUAUCAUACUAAUACUCAAUAGAGAUUUUUUUUUUUGUUAUAAACUUCUGAAUCUCAUCAUUGUGAACAAAAUAACUACCUGCCUGAUAAUUUUAAUGAAAUAG
This is a messenger RNA of Ceutorhynchus assimilis (cabbage seed weevil), 1653 nucleotides long. The record is from the annotation of a GenBank genome assembly. Lineage: Eukaryota; Metazoa; Arthropoda; Insecta; Coleoptera; Curculionidae.